Molecule: messenger RNA, 2084 nt
Organism: Camelina sativa (false flax)
Lineage: Eukaryota; Viridiplantae; Streptophyta; Magnoliopsida; Brassicales; Brassicaceae
Source: RefSeq, a predicted model, not a curated record
GAACGAGAAGUGACGAUCCGUUCACCAAGUCGGAGAUUCAAGUGACCAAAAUCGGACAGUUUUGUUCAGUGUUGUUAGCAAAAAUUAGGAUUUCAUUUGUAAUUGGGAUUUUAUGUUAGCAAAAAUUAGGGUUCGUUCACCAAAUCGGAGAUUCAAGUGGCCAAAAUGGGACAGUUUGGUUCAGUGAUGCUCCAAUCUCCUUAUCUGAGUUGGGAAUUGAGAAUUGGGAAUUGAUCAGAUCUUACUUGCUUCUGCUGCUGCUAACUUCACUCGUGGAUAGUUUGCUACUGCUUUGAGUCUGAGAUAUUUUGUACCAAGAUGCAAAGAGAACACCGUUUGUUCUGUUUUCACUCGUCCAACCGUACGAUCCACAAGUUGUCACUGGAUCCCAUGACACGACCAUUAAAUUUUGGGACCUUCGAUAUGAUGAAUGCGGAGCCUGAGUACGCGACAGCUAAAAUAGCGGUGUGGUGGGACAUGAAGGGCUGUCCGAUUCCCCGCGAGGGUUAUGAUGCUCGUCGGGUCCGUCCGAGCAUAGAAGGGGCGUUGAAGAAACGAGGCUACUCGGGUCCUGUCUCCAUCACCGGGUAUGGCGACCAAAGACAAACCCCUUAUCACAUCCUGAAAGGGCUCUCUUCCACCGGAGUCGGUCUUGCACACAUCAAACCCGAAAGCAUAUACUCACUCAUGUAUUCGAAUAUGCUGGAGUGGCGAGAUGAUAAUCCUCCUCCGGCUUCAAUGAUGCUCAUAUCCGACCAGUGGCGAGAAGUCUUCUCUUGGGAUCUGGCCCGUCUACAACAGCAGACGAAAUACGACUUUUUUCUGGUUUAUCCAUCAAGGACUCGCGCAUGCUCGACGCUGGCUACUUGUAAAGAGUGGACCUGGGAAAGCUUACUUGAGCCCAAAAGCGCACUUGUUGAGGAAAACUGCAGUAGUGAAUUAUCUUCUGCCAAGUUUUAUUGCAAAUCGUGCUGUUUCGAGUGCCAUACCCUGAAGGGUUUCAGGACUCAUCUCUCGAGAAGAAAGCAUGCAGUGCAAGAGGUUAUGAACCCUAUACAUCCAGAUCUUGACGAUGUAACGAGGAUGUGGGGAAAGAACUAUGCUGCGACGCCUGAAUACGCGACAGCUCAAAUAGCGGUGUGGUGGGACAUGAUAGACUGUCCGAUUCCCGAGGGUUAUGAUGCUCGUCAAGUCCGUCGGAGUAUGGAAGUGGCUUUCAAGAAACUAGGCUACUCUGGUCCUGUCUCCAUCACUGCCUUCGGCGACCACAAACAAACCCCUGAUCACAUCCUGCGAGGGCUCUCUUCCACUGGAGUCGCUCUUGCACAUACCACUCCCAAAAUCCAAUACAAGCGCAUCUUUGCAGAUUUGAUGACGUGGCAAAAACAUAAUCCUCCUCCGGCUACAAUUAUGUUCAUAUCCGAUACUAUGGCUACAAUUGCGUUCUCAGAGAUUCUUGCCCGGGUACAACAACGGACGAAAUACAACCUUUUUAUGGCUUAUUCAUGUAGGCCUUACGAAAUGUCAGCCCUGCUCACUUCUGCAGAGUGGCUUUGGGAAAGCUUACUUGCAGAGACACAAAGACGCGUUCUUCAGAAGUGCAGUGUUCUUCAGAAGUGCAGUGAAAGGGGUGAAUCUACCAAAAUGUUUUAUUGCCAAUACUGCUUUUGUGAGUGCGAAAGCCUUGAAAAUUUCAGGAAGCAUCUCUCAAGCGAAAAACAUGCAAGCAAUGAGGGUGUUGAUGUUCCUGGGAGUAUUAGUUUGAACCACUACUAUCAUAGGCUACACCUCAAGGCCAAAGUACUAGAAAGUUUUCCAAAGACCGUACGUACGAGGAAAGCAUACCGGACUGGAUUUGGUCAUCUUCAUAAUCAUUUACGUCUUACUUAUCGUUGAGCUCGACGUAGGCCUUGAAUAUUUCUAACCUGCAAGAAAGAGUGGUGAAGUUGUUAAUUUACUCGAGUGAUAAGUCCUGGAAGCUCUUCGUUUUCGUUUCUGCCAAUGUUUUCAAUUUGAACUAUUUAUUUUUCAUUUUGUUUGCUUAAAAUGCUGGUUAUAUACAUUUAAACAAAAAGUAAGUUAAU